Messenger RNA from Lecanosticta acicola, 914 nucleotides. NCBI's taxonomy places the organism in Eukaryota, Fungi, Ascomycota, Dothideomycetes, Mycosphaerellales, Mycosphaerellaceae. The record is from the annotation of a GenBank genome assembly.
AUGGAAACUUCAAGAAUUACAAUUCUGGGCUGCGGUAGGUCGUGUCAACCGAAAAGGUUCAAGUGCAUCUGCUGAUCGAUUCGACAGGCUCCAUGGGCACAAACCUAAUGCUGGGUCUAUUGCGAAGAGGCAGCUCUACCUUCAGAUAUUCUGCCCACGUGAACUCGAGCGCUUCAGCAGAGCGCCUACAGAAAGACCUUGCCGGCGUGGACUCUACUGUCAAAGAUCGUGUCUCGGUUUCCUCCGGUAAUGGCAAGCUUUGUGAGGCGGUUACCGGAGCCGAUGUGGUCCUUCUAGGUGUUCCGCCUACUCAACUUGGCACUUUGCUGGGAUGCGAAGGACUCGUGGCAGAGUUGAAGGGCAAGAUUAUCGUCAGCAUGCUGGCUGGAGUUGCGAUCUCACAGAUUGAGGAUGCAUUGGUCUCGAGAGGGUUUGCAAAGCAGGAUUUCCACGUAGCCCGAAUCAUACCAACACUAGGCGCCGGCAAGGGUGACAGUGUGACACUACUUGCUGAAGCCGGAGGCGAGCAUAUGGAGAAGGUCAAGGGCUUCUUGUCGCAGAUUGGUGCCAUUGUGCCAGUGCCGGAAUCUCUCAUGAACUCUGCUACAGCGGUUAUGGCGGCCGUUCACGCGCUUGCAAUCGUUGCGGUAGAUGCGGUAACAGACGCAAGCGUCGCGGCUGGAGUCCCGCGGUCGGUGGCAGCUUCCAUUGCGGCGGAGAGUCUGAGGAGUGGGAGCGGCUUGAUGUCCGGUAAUGGCGCCGAACGUAUGACUCCCGAGCAAGUGAAGGCCGGUAUGUCGACGCCAGGAGGCAUUACGCUGAAUGCAUUGGUGAGCUUGGAUGCCAAGACGAGGCCAGGCAUAUCCUCAGCCGUGAGAGAGGCCAUCGAAUACACGAAGAAGAUGAACGACUGA